Messenger RNA from Erythranthe guttata (spotted monkey flower), 2434 nucleotides. It is a transcript of the gene SDH1-1, whose product is annotated as succinate dehydrogenase 1-1. The record is from RefSeq and is a predicted model, not a curated record. Gene Ontology annotation, molecular function: flavin adenine dinucleotide binding; electron transfer activity; succinate dehydrogenase (quinone) activity. Gene Ontology annotation, biological process: mitochondrial electron transport, succinate to ubiquinone; tricarboxylic acid cycle. Lineage: Eukaryota; Viridiplantae; Streptophyta; Magnoliopsida; Lamiales; Phrymaceae. Gene Ontology annotation, cellular component: respiratory chain complex II (succinate dehydrogenase).
AAUCACCUUUUGGCAAAGCAAAAUCUCUUUAGCCAAAAUUUCCCCUUUUCUUUUCUUCUUCUUCUUCUUCUGUAUCUUCAAUUUUCUCCAUUCCCAUUCGACCGAGCCUUCACACAUUCUCCACACACACACACACACACCAUAUCAACAUUGACAUACACAAUCGAUAGAUACACCUGUAUAUAUAUUUAAUCUAUAUAGAGAUGUGGCGGUGCGUGUCCCGUGGCCUCCGCAUUCCGUCGAGGAAAUCCACAUCCGCCGACUCCAUCCGCCGCCUCUUCUCGACUCAAUCGAAUGAUGCAGCGCCAUCCUAUACAGUGGUGGAUCACACAUACGAUGCAGUCGUGGUGGGUGCAGGAGGUGCUGGGCUGAGGGCUGCGAUAGGAUUAUCGGAGCAUGGAUUCAACACAGCUUGCAUUACCAAGCUAUUUCCUACUCGUUCACAUACCGUUGCAGCACAGGGUGGAAUAAAUGCUGCGUUGGGAAAUAUGACAGAGGAUGAUUGGAGGUGGCACAUGUAUGACACAGUAAAGGGAAGCGAUUGGCUAGGCGACCAGGAUGCCAUUCAGUACAUGUGUAGGGAAGCACCAAAAGCAGUUAUAGAACUUGAAAAUUAUGGGCUACCAUUCUCCCGGACUGAGGAUGGAAAGAUAUAUCAACGUGCAUUUGGUGGUCAAAGCUUGAAUUUCGGAAAAGGCGGGCAAGCGUAUCGGUGUGCAUGUGCUGCUGAUCGAACUGGACAUGCUUUGUUGCACACUCUAUAUGGCCAGGCUAUGAAACAUAACACUCAAUUUUUUGUGGAAUACUUUGCCCUUGAUUUACUCAUGGGCAGUGAUGGUAGCUGUCAAGGUGUAAUUGCCUUAAAUAUGGAGGAUGGCACCUUACAUCGGUUCCGUUCUGCCUCAACGAUUCUUGCUACUGGGGGUUAUGGUAGAGCGUACUUUUCUGCAACUUCAGCUCACACUUGCACCGGAGAUGGCAAUGCCAUGGUAUCACGUGCUGGGCUACCUCUCGAGGAUCUUGAGUUUGUUCAGUUUCAUCCAACCGGCAUUUAUGGUGCUGGGUGUCUCAUUACUGAAGGCUCCAGAGGUGAAGGUGGUAUUCUUAGGAACAGUGAAGGUGAAAGAUUCAUGGAACGGUACGCCCCAACAGCCAAGGAUCUUGCAUCUAGAGAUGUUGUCUCAAGAUCUAUGACAAUGGAGAUCCGAGAAGGGCGUGGUGUUGGACCUUUGAAAGACCACAUCUAUCUUCACUUGAAUCAUUUGCCUCCGGAGGUUCUUCAAGAAAGACUUCCAGGUAUUUCUGAAACCGCCGCCAUUUUUGCUGGUGUUGACGUCACAAAGGAGCCAAUCCCUGUCUUACCAACCGUCCAUUAUAACAUGGGUGGAAUUCCAACAAAUUACCAUGGAGAGGUUGUUACGAUCAAAGGUGACAAUCCCGAUGCUAUUAUUCCUGGGCUAUUCGCUGCUGGGGAAGCUGCCUGUGCAUCUGUUCAUGGAGCCAAUCGACUUGGAGCCAAUUCACUUCUUGACAUUGUUGUCUUUGGCCGUGCGUGUGCCAACAGGGUUGCAGAGAUCCAUAAGCCAGGAGAGAAACAGAAGCCAUUAGAGAAGGACGCUGGAGAGAAAACAAUUGCAUGGUUGGACAAGCUUCGGAAUUCAAAUGGUUCCCUUCCCACCUCAAAAAUCCGGUUGAACAUGCAAAGGAUAAUGCAAAACAAUGCUGCUGUAUUUAGGACACAAGAAACUCUGGAGGAAGGCUGUAAGUUGAUUGACAAAGCCUGGGAGAGUUUCAAUGAUGUCAAGGUGGAGGACAGAAGCUUGAUAUGGAACUCUGACUUGAUCGAGACCAUUGAGUUGGAAAACCUGUUGAUUAACGCAUGCAUCACUAUGCAUUCGGCUGAAGCCAGGAAAGAAAGUAGAGGAGCUCAUGCACGUGAAGAUUUCACUACAAGAGAUGAUGAGAAAUGGAUGAAACAUACAUUAGGAUACUGGGAAAAUGAGAAAGUCCGACUGGAUUACCGACCAGUUCACAUGAAUACGCUCGAUGAUGAAAUUGAAACUUUCCCUCCCAAGGCUCGAGUGUACUGAGGAGUCGGCUUGUUAAGGAGGAGCAGAUUUAUCUGCUAAAGGUUUAAAGAUUGCAAUAAUAAAUUAAUAAAAGGGCCAAAUUUUGGUAAUAAGUAAAAGCUUUCUUCAGCGUUUCAGUUUCAGUUUCACUGAUGAUUUGAUGCAAGAAAAGCAGUUAUAGCUUUCUUGUAACUUAGUGAUUUAUUAUUAUACAUGCUAUUUAUUAUUAUGCUUUGCUUCUCAUACAGUACAUACUAGUUGAUUGGCUAAUUAAUGUAUGGAUUUCGAACAUCUCCGUGCGAGUUUUUACCGAAGGAUGAAGAUCUUUGCUCAACUUUAUAGUAACUAGUUGCAUUUUGGUGUUA